Messenger RNA from Aspergillus ruber CBS 135680, 2387 nucleotides. Its product is annotated as VPS9 domain-containing protein. Gene Ontology annotation, molecular function: guanyl-nucleotide exchange factor activity; small GTPase binding. The transcript has 2 exons. Gene Ontology annotation, biological process: vesicle-mediated transport. Lineage: Eukaryota; Fungi; Ascomycota; Eurotiomycetes; Eurotiales; Aspergillaceae. The record is from RefSeq and is a predicted model, not a curated record. Bases 28 to 2220 code for a protein of 730 amino acids. Gene Ontology annotation, cellular component: cytosol; endocytic vesicle.
AAAAAAAAAAAAAACAAAAAAAAGAUCAUGCCUUCCAGUCCUUCCCAGCAGGAUCCCGAGAAGCCUCGUUUACACACAGCUCAAUCGUUUCCCAGAAUGGACAGCUCAAACGCGAAUUCUUUUGCUCGCACGAGAGCCCGGACGGUGCAGUCGAUGGUCAUUUCGGAGACCGUGAACCCUGAAUCGCUUCCAUUGUCACUGGCUGGAGAUAAUGAGGACCAAGAUCCUGGUCCUGAUAUCUUUGAAAGGAGAAAUUCUUCAGACUCGGGCACCGGAGAUAACGGGCAACAAGGUGAUGAGGAGUCUGUGCUCUCGAGCAAUAUACAGGAUCAGCCAGAGGAGCUUCCAAUUGAGCUGGCUAGUUUAACCGAUCGUUUCGUCGAAUCCCUCUCGGCCAAGGUUCACUCGUCUCCCCCCACAAUCGAAAGAGUAGCGGACUUGUUCCAGGAGUUCUAUAGCCGUGCGGAAUUACAUAUAGCUACUCAUAUCUCUGCCCUGGCAUCACGUAUCAAUCGCGAACCCUCACCUCUCCCUCAGAAUCCUCGGGGGAGCGCCCAGCACAAAUCGAAGGAUGCUGAGUCUACCUCCAGUCGUCAGAUGUUAACAGCAUCAGAGGUUGCGGAGAAAAGAAAGGCCCGGAAGUUCCUCUCUUACAAGCGUGUUGCUUUGGAGGAGGCGGUGGAACGGAGAGCGUGUGAGGCUGUUUAUGACAAGAUAUGGAGACAUAGAACUACUUUGGAUGAAGUCCGAGAUGAAAAACUGCGUUCCAAAACUGCAGCUCUGCUUUUGGUUGGAAUUAAUUUGAAGGACCUCGGGAUCGACCUUGACAUUAGCGCCAUUGACGAAGACAAGCAAAAAGAAGCCAAUGACUACAUAUAUGUCGCUUGCGAACGUCUGGCAAAGAUGAAUGAAGAGAAAUUUCCUCUUGGGAAGCUUCAACAUCUCUCGUAUGCACACAAGGCGAUUGUGGAUGCUUUGACAAAAUUACUCCCCUCGUCAUCCUCUGCUGAUGAAAUUUUGCCGACAUUAAUUUAUACAUUGAUCACUUGUCCUCCCGAGGGAAUCAGCGUCAUAAGCAACCUCCUUUUUAUACAACGCUUCCGAUCUUUGAGUAAGAUGGAUGGCGAGACUGCAUACUGCCUGACUAACCUUGAGGCUUCUAUCACCUUUUUGGAAAAUGUCGACCUUUCAGAACUGCGUGCAGACGAAAUACAGAAUGGACAGAGAAGGGCCGAUUCAGUGCCUGCUGAAUAUUCCAGUCAAGAUAAUCCAACAAAAGAAGCCGCAACGUCUUCAAUUUCUCCUGUUCCUGCUUCCCCAGAGCUUUCAAAGCCCAACGAUAAGUGUGCUUCAGAGAUAUUACCCAAGUCUCAGCCACCAGCUUCAGUCCAACAAAGAGCCUUGAAUAAUUUGUUUCAGCCUCCAUCAAGGAUGCUCGGCGCCGCUAAUGACGCCGUUCGCAACACUGCCGAUCAGGGCUUAAAGAAUAUUGGUGCGUCAUUGGAUACCAGUUUCAAUUUUCUUUUUGGACGACUCAAGGAAAUGCAACCCGGGAGGGACGGAAACAGUCCAACAUUGCCAAAAACGUUAGCAGAAGCUCGUCGCCUGGUUGCUUAUCCAAUCUCUGGGGACACUAAGACUCUGACUGAAGAAGAUAAUGCGAGCAAAGAUUCUAUUUCGACGGCUCGUCCGCCCCUGAGACACAUACACUCAAAAGCAGAAGAGACGAUUAUAGGAUUAGUUGGUGGACGCAGAAUUCCACGCGAUCAAAGCGCAGACAGCGCGAGAACCCAAGGAAGCUCCAAAAAGUCACUAGCCGCUGUAGGGUCAACAAGAGAUGAGCCCUCACCAGGCACCUCCCAGUCUUCGAUUAUGUCACCUUCAACGCCCUUGGGCUCCGUGAGAAGCUUCAGCAACACUCUUAACCCACUCAACCACAUCCCAGGCAUGAUUAGGAAUUUUGGCCGCAGUGGUUCCGACCAUCCUAGCGACGGGCAGACGCCACCAGCUUUGCCAGAGAAUAUUAAGAUGCCACUAGCAGCGCAAGCAUCGCACCCUUCUAGUAGCGGCGGUUCUCCUAAAUUCGACCCACCGACCCAACGUUUUCUCGAUAUCCAGAAUGCCAGCGAACUCACGAUUGGUGAUGUCUCGACGCUGCUCGAGGAUUACAAGCGGUUGGCAAACAUACUACUUAAGCAGAACACGAACGCCAAUCAUUAAGAUCAGCAAUUUUUCAUUCUCUCUCUUUUCCACGGUUUUCUCGUAGACUUGAUUAAUUUCAAAUUCUCAUGAGUUCAUAAAUGAUACAUGCAACAGGGUAUUCCUACAAACAUCUAAGAAACAAUAUAAGAAAAACGGACAAUUAGUAGAAUAGAAAAUCCGCCAGA